This is a messenger RNA of Culex pipiens pallens (northern house mosquito), 10100 nucleotides long. RefSeq names its product histone demethylase UTY (gene Utx). Gene Ontology annotation, molecular function: histone H3K27me2/H3K27me3 demethylase activity; protein binding; RNA polymerase II cis-regulatory region sequence-specific DNA binding. Gene Ontology annotation, cellular component: MLL3/4 complex. The record is from RefSeq and is a predicted model, not a curated record. Bases 1156 to 4830 code for a protein of 1224 amino acids. The transcript has 10 exons. Lineage: Eukaryota; Metazoa; Arthropoda; Insecta; Diptera; Culicidae. Gene Ontology annotation, biological process: regulation of gene expression.
CGGAAUCCCCAAGGACCAUUCCUCCGGGUGUGUUUUGUUCCGAAACCUUCAACGGAUUUCCGGAGAAUCUUCCCUCCGAUAGUUGGUUGUGUUCCACUUGGACGUUCUCUGUGUGUAUCGAGAGACGAGCCUACAGCAUUAGAAGGGGGAAGUAGCAGCAGUGUACGGUAUCAACGUGAGGGGUGGAAACGAAGGAGUUGUAGCGAGAGGGGUGUAGAAAGCAGCAACAUAGAAGAGUGUAGUGUGAUUAUGAUCCAUCGACCGAUGAAGGGAAGUCCGUAGGAGCAAGAAGCAGUACAAGAAAGUGUCGUUCGUUCUAGUCGUGCUGUGUGUCGUAAUCUUCACCGUAGUCCAACCGUUCAACAAAACUGUUCAGCAACUGCCCACGGUGACAAUUGUGUCGCGUACGUAUUAAGUGUGUUUAUGUGUUCAACUCGUCACCAGUGAUCUGAACCUGUUCACGGUGAAGGAAGAAAGCUGUGCUUUUAAAGUGUCUCGAAGGAAAAAUUCUUGUAGAGUAAGAGCGAAGAAAUUCUACGCGAUCGUAUACUCGUACAGCCGAGCGGAGAGCUGUAUUAUUGAUUCCGCACCGUGUAGAAGAGUGUGUUGUUCGCGACUACACUGCCAUUUUUGAAGCGCUAAGCGUAUCGCGGUGUCUGUGUGCGUGCAAUUUGUGUGUGUGUGGUUGUAGAUUUCCUCUUGGAAGAAGCGUGCAGAGUGUGUAGCAAAACUGGGCCCAACACUGCCACCCAUCCAGGGCUAGUUCACGGGAAUAAAGGUGUAUACUCUUCCAUGUGCUUAGGAGGAGAGCAGCAAGAAUAUCACGUAGAAGAGAAAGAGCGAACCGCCGCGAAAUCGGGCAGGGUUGUACCGGAAGCGCACGCGAAGCGGUGUUCAAAGAACUUGGAGUGAAAUUUUUGAAGGUGGGAAAGAACCUUGUGUUUACGGAAGGAAGUUUGUGUCUUGUGUGCAUGCAGCCAGUACUCAGUGUUCUUGAAGCAACUCGUAACUGCCAGAAAAAUACCAACUAAGGACUAGUGUAAUCGAACGUCUUUCGUUUUAAAAGUUUGGAGGUCGAUCAAAUCCUUCCAGCAGUUGCUGUACGUCUGUCCGGACUUUACGCGUGCCAAUGAGGUCCACCUGCGGCUCGGGCUUAUGCUCAAAGUGAACGGAGAUUACGAGCAAUCGCAGAAGCACCUGCAGCUUGCCCAGAACGACGCAUCGCCGUGCACCUUCGGCAAGCUCGAGAUUCGCUUCCACAUCGCCCAUCUGUAUGAGGUCCAGAACAAGUUCAAGCCGGCCAAGGAAGCAUACGAGCAGCUACUCGGGGACAAACAGCUGACACCGGCGCUGAAGGCAGACAUCUACCGGCAGCUCGGAUGGAUGUACCACAGCAUUGAGACGCUCGGGGAGAAGUCACAGCGGGAGCGUUUCGCGAUCCACUGCCUGCACAAGUCGAUCGAGGCCGAACCGCGCUCGGGACAGACGCUGUACCUACUGGGCAGGUGCUUCGCCGGGAUCAACAAGGUCCACGACGCCUUCGUCGCGUACCGCAACUCGGUCGAGAAGAGCGAGGGCAACGCGGACACAUGGUGCUCCAUCGGAGUACUCUACCAGCAGCAGAACCAGCCUAUGGAUGCGCUCCAAGCGUACAUCUGUGCAGUACAGCUAGAUAAAUCGCACUCGGCCGCCUGGACCAACCUGGGCAUUUUGUACGAAAGUUGCAACCAGCCGCGGGACGCGUACGCGUGUUACCUCAACGCCACCAAAAACUCUGACGGACAGCAAUCGACCGUAGUGUCAGCCUUAACCACUGCCAGCAGUGCCCCCGCCGCCGCCGCCAACAGCACACCGGCGGCCGCAGGAGGAACCACUCCCACCGGAACCACCAACCCGACCACAUCCAGCUCUUCCAGCAUCCCGCCAGCGCCAACGCCAACUUCGGUCGCAACGCCAACAACACCAACAGCAGCAGCAGGUGCCGCAAUCGCCGGCAGCAACGGCGUUGGUGCGAAGCCGCAGAGUCUCGCCCAGCGCAUCAAGUUCCUGCAGCAGCACCUGGCACACGCACCUAUGCCGAGCAUCACGUCCAAGCGGCGGCAGCUACCUUCGAUCGAGGAAGCGUGGAAUCUGCCCAUCUCGAACGAAAUGAGCACCCGCCAGCAGCAGCAAACGGCCGCCGCGGCCCAGGCCCAGCAGCGACAGUUCCAGAAGGGUUACCCGCCGGCAAACCAGGCUGCCCAGUUCCAGGGCGGCAACGCGGCCGCCGCAGCCGCAGCCAACAAACGUUUCAAGCAAGAAGAUGGCGCCACUCCACAGCAGCAGGUCCCGGCUGGAGCCGGAGCCGCUCCCCGGCCCGGCCAGGUGCCGAACUUUUACCUUAACCAGCAGCAGCUGCAGAUGCUCCAAUAUCUGCAGCAGAACCAGGGCAACCUCAACGCGCAGCAGCAGAGUCUGCUGCAGCAGUACAGCCACCAGUACCGGAUGAUGCAACAGCACCAGCAACAGCUGCGAUUGCAACAGGCCCAGCAGCAGCAGCAGCAGCAACGGAACCAACAGCAACCUCCAGCGACAUUCCAGCCCGGAUAUCCGCCCCAGCAGCAGCCACCGCAGCAAAUGGUGCCCGGAAGUGGGAACUUCGCGGCGGUGAGUGGUCAACCUGGCGGCUUCAAGCCGGGCACUCCCGGCGCGGCGCCGUACGCUGGGGCAGGUUUCCCGGCGGGUCAAACGAACGCAGCGGCGUUUACGCAGAUUAGCUCCUCGAAUCAGGCGGAUCUUGACCAGGAACUCCAGGCGCUGCUCUCCUCCAAGGACGACACGGCCACGUUCGCCGAGACGUUGCUCAAGCAGUUCGGCUCGGACGACCUGGACAUCAAGGACAUCAAACCGCUCGAUCAGCAGCCAGCCCAGCAAAAUGGAACCACGGCCGACUCCACCUCGACGGCGAACCGCGCCGACGGCGACAAAUCACCCACCAUCAAGGCGGAAGCCACCUCCUCCACCUCCAGCAACAGUUCGUCGGCCAAGCGGCACCUGUUGGCCAAGCACGACAUCAAGCUGGAGCCGGUGAUCAAGAUCGAGAAGCUAACGGAGACGGCCGUAAAGCCGGGCUUCAGCAUCGAGAUGAGCGCCAAGGAGUUGCUGCAGGCGGUGAAAAAGUCCGACCUGAAGGACAUCCCGGCGGUAGCGUCGACGGUGAUGGCCGAUGCGCCACCUCCGGCGCCCCCAGAGUGUCCGCCGCAGCGACUGACCCGCGAGCAGCUGCAACCUCCGACGCCGUCGGUGUUCCUGGAGAACAAGAAGCACGCGUACAGUCCACAGCUGCAGGAGUUCUGCCUGAAGCAUCCGAUCGCGGUGGUGCGACAGCUGGGGGCGGCCUUGAAGCUGGACUUGGGACUGUUCUCGACGAAAACGCUGGUGGAAGCUAACCCGGAUCACAGCAUCGAGGUGCGAACGCAGGUUCACCAGUCGUCGGACGAAAACUGGGACCAGUCGAUGAAGUCCAAGGUGUGGGCGUGCAUUUCCCACCGAUCGCACACCACCAUCGCCAAGUACGCGCAGUACCAGGCGUCCAGCUUCUCCGAUAAGAUCAAGGAGGAACGCGACAAGCUGGCGGGCAUCGUCAGCACCAACUCCGACUCCGACUCGAAGGACUCGAUCACGAACAGCGGCAGCGGGGCAGGGUCCGGCAACGGGCGGCGAAAGAAGGGCUGCAAAAGCAGCAACAAAAUGCUCCGCUUCGGCACGAACGUGGACCUGUCCGACGAACGCAAGUGGAAAACGCAGCUGACGGAGCUGCAAAAGCUGCCCCCGUUCGCGCGGGUCGUCUCCGCCGCCAACAUGCUGUCCCACGUGGGCCACAUGAUCCUCGGGAUGAACACGGUGCAGCUGUACAUGAAGGUGCCGGGCAGCCGGACGCCGGGCCACCAGGAGAACAACAACUUCUGCUCGAUCAACAUCAACAUCGGGCCCGGGGACUGCGAGUGGUUCGCCACGCCCGACUCGUACUGGGGCGGCAUCCAGGCGCUGUGCGAGAAGAACAACAUCAACUACCUGCACGGUUCGUGGUGGCCGGCGCUCGAGGACCUGUACGCGGAGAACAUCCCGGUGUACCGGUUCACGCAGCGACCGGGCGAUUUGGUGUGGGUCAACGCUGGUUGCGUGCACUGGGUGCAGGCCAUCGGCUGGUGCAACAACAUCGCGUGGAACGUGGGCCCGCUGACGGCGCGCCAGUACCAGCUCGCGGUCGAGCGGUACGAGUGGAACAAGCUGGAGAGCUACAAGAGCAUCGUGCCGAUGGUGCACCUCAGCUGGAACCUGGCGCGAAACAUUAAGGUUUCGGAUCGGAAGCUGUUCGAGCUGGUCAAAACCUGCCUCAUGAACACGAUGAAGCACUGUAUGCAGAUCCUCGAGUACGUCAAGUCGAAGGGCAUCGAGGUGCGGUUCCACGGGCGCGGCAAGAACGAAGCGUCCCACUACUGCGGACAGUGCGAAGUCGAAGUGUUCAACAUUCUGUUCAUCCGCGAGCAGGAGAAGCGCCACGUGGUGCACUGCAUGGGCUGUGCCCGCAAGCAGGCCCCCACGCUGCAGGGCUUCGUGUGCCUCGAGGAGUACAAGAUGGCCGAGCUGAUGCAGAUCUACGACGCGUUCGCGUUGCACAUCCCGCCCCCGCUACCUCCGCCGUCGCAAUCUCCCCAGCAGCAGCAGCCUUCCACCACCAGCUCCGGUGCGCCAGCAGUGGCCGUGGCCGCGUCCUCGUCCGCCGUUACCAUCAGCUCGUCCUCGUCGAGUUCGACGCCGCCCGCUUCUACGCCGAUGCAGGUUUCGUAAUUCGGCGCCGUUUCAAAUUUAGUUCAAUUUAAAAAUGUGGCUUCUGGCUGCGCAUUUGUUGUCCUCUUCUGAAGGAAGGUGAUGGCAAUGCGGAGACGGAAGGCGCUCAACUGAAAAGACUUAACACAAUUCCCUCCCGAGAGAGAGAGAGAGCGAGAGAGCGAACAGAACAACACACACAGGCUAGCGAGUAGGACUUUUUUUUCUUUGUAAAUAGGCCCCUUUAAACGAAAGCAAGUAACACACACCAGAAAUAUUCACUGAACUUUUGUAAUUAGCUGGAAAACUGCAACCCAUCACUGCUUUACUACCGUGUAAUUGUAUAGAUAAGUGCGAGAGUGGCGCGUCGAGGCGCAGUGGAAAAGUGGAAAUAUAUAAGAAUUUAAACAACUGGAGAUCAACUCACCAAACCACCAACUCAUGCAUGCAAUCACUACCGAAUCACUACUACUGCUGAAGAACCGGAAAUUCUCCCCGUUUUUUUCUUCUAGUAUGCGUAAGUAUUUAAAUAUUGGACUCCUACAUCGAAAUUUUUCUGGCCUUGGCGAUUUUUAUGAACGGAGAGGCGUUCCGUAAAUGAAAAUAUUCCAAAAAUAUGUGUCUCAGAAAAUUUUCAAAUUGAUAGUUACAGAAAUUCUAUAAAACAACAUAAUUUUUGUGUGCUGAUUUACCAAUUUUUAGUGACUUUGACUCUGAUUCCGACUCCAAAUCUCCGAAAAGAACCGAAUUUUCCGACUUCGACUCCAACAGCAAUUCUUAAAUAAAGUUGAAAAUUAGCCAAAUCUGACUCCGACACAGAACUUUUAACAUUUUUCGACUUUGAUUUAUCACAAAAAAGAACAAACUUUAUCGACAGACCUUCAUUUUUGAAUUUAGUAGUUCAACUAACUAACGAAACUUGAAAAGAUAACAUUUGAAAAUGUUCUUUGAAAUUUUGACUUGAUCGCAAUCGCAAAUAAUGCAAAUUAGUUUUUUUUCCUUCGCAAAAUUAUUAAAUCAUAUCUUAUUACAAAAAGACAUUUUGUGAAAGAUUGAGGGUGCCCGUUUCGCCCCAGAUUUGCUCAAAUCAACCUAAAUUGCAAACUAUGUUGUCAGUGAAUAUUUGAAUAUUUUCAACAUCAUUGCAAAAUUAGCCUAGGUUUGACAUCCAUUAUUGCUAAUUUUCAAUAUUUUAGUAUUUUGCAAGGGUCCUAAUUUUCGGUUCAAAGAUCACUCACUUAUCGCCGAUCGAAUUUUUGCCGACUGAACUGCCGUUCUACGCAUAAUUGUCCCAUGUCAGUUUUGGACGAUUUUGACUUUAUGACAUUUUUAAGUUUAGUUUGAUGUGUACUUUAAGAAAAACACAUAAAAUCUGGUACUUUGUUCGAAAACUCAUUAAAAACAACACCAAGUCUGUUUGUCCCAUCGUUAAACUUCUACGCAUAAUUGUCCCACCAAGAAUUUUCUUACACGGAAUCAUUAGUUUUACUGAGCAUUAUGUCUUGUUUACCUGUUGUAUAGCAAGAGAAUCACAAAUAAGGGUGAUAAACUGCUAACUGGGGCGAUUAGGGACACAUAGGGCGAAUAGGAACCCACGGGACAAUUAUGCGUAGAAACACAGAAAUCGGUCGACAAAUUUCAAUCGCGUUUUUCUCAGUUGCACUUUUUUGAACAUGGGACAAUUAUGCGUAGAACGGCAGUGAAGCGCUCAAAAAUUCGUGAGUGAACACGACUCGCUAGCUGCAAGCAUCUUGGUAGACCACAGUUACAAAUAAAUAUGUUCAGAGAGGAGAGAAUCUUACAAAAUACCAGCGCGUUGCUCUUUUGGCCUGCACUACCACAGUUUGCCGUAAAUUUUUAUUGGGCAUGGUGGAAAUUGCUGUAAAAUGUGUAUUUAAUGUUGUGUUAUCAAAGAAAUUGUAAUAUUUUCGAUAAAAUCGAUUUUAAGCAAUUCAAAAAAUGAUCAAAACAAAGCCAAUCACAGACUAUUUUGAGUCAGCUUUGAGCGACACAGCGCAAUUAGCCUCUCUGAACCAUUCGCUGCACUAGCCGAUUUGAGAGAGAGGGAGAGCAAAAGAGAGAGUUUUCAGUAGCGAUUGGUGUGGAAGUGACAAACGGUAGGAAACGAUCGGGGCAGUUUGGCGUCGCUGUCGAAUUUUGCUCGCGAGUGAUUUAUGCUUUUUGGAGCAAUCGGAACCAUGGUAUUUUGUCAUAAGUGCUGUCGAAAUUCUAGAAAAAAUUGGCUUUGUUGACCAGAACAUGAGUAUAACAAACAUAGUAUAGCAUGCUAUCUGACAUCAGACCGACUUUUGAUAAAAUUUGCCCGAUAUCGAGCUAACAAAAGUUUAAGAAUUAAACUUGGAGCUUUUUUGAAAGUGACUGCUAUUUUUUGAACUCAAUAUGUUUUAAGCAAAAUACUAUUCUAAAAAAAACAAAUUCUUUCUUUUAUUAAGUGUGGUUAGGAAAAUAGGUUUUCUUGGACAUCCUAUUGAAAAUCAUAAUAUUUUUUGGUUUAAGAAAUAUAGUUUUUCUUGGAAAUUUGAGUAUUUUGUCAAAUCUUCAUAAUGAUCCUUUGUAACUCAUAAUGCAAAAUUUAUUGAAAUGAAAAAAAGGAAUUUGAAAUAGAAAGUGUUUUUAGAGGAAAUAAUAAAAAGUCAUUAAAAAAAUCAAUCUGUUUAAAAUAAAUGAACAAUUUUGCUCUUAAUCUUUACUAAAAAAAUGUGUAAUUUCUGGCAGAACCAAUUUUAAAAUUUUCUGAGUUUUCCAAAAUAUCUUAGAUUUUAUCCCAUAAACCAGAAUUGUGUUUCAUAAAUAAACUAGUAACACCGUUUCAAUUGCAGAGUGCAAAAUAAAAAAACUAAAUACAACACUGAAAAAAUAGUUAAAAACCGACACGCAAACAAUACAAAUUAAUAGUUUUCUAUACAAAAAAAAUAAAAACAAGCGAAACAACAAAACAAUCCUCAGGUCAAAAUAGCAACAACAAAAAUGAAAUGAAACAUACUAGAGCGUAACAUAAAACAAACACAACAAAAAAGAAAUAAGUUAACAUUUUGAUGCAAACACACAGGCAAAGACAGCAAAAAAAGCAGCAGCAAAAACACUCGAAAAGUUUGAAACAAAAAUCUAUAUUUCUACCAUCACUUCUCGCAUCAUUUUCAUCAACUCAUUAAGCCACGCCCACGCGUCAUCAUCACCAGCAAACAUGGAGUUCAGAAGGUAGCGGAGCGCACAGUUGCGAACAAACGGAGUUUUAGUUAGGGUAAGGAUAAGGUAGAUUGUCGUCGGAAUGACCACCGGUUAGGUUAUACUAGUUUGUCUGUAUAGAACGUUUUAAUUUAGAGAACGGGGGGAGGAGCCAAGUUCGGCGUUGAAAUGGGGAGGAAAAACGUUACGAUCUCAUGGUGUGGCGGGAAGUAGUAGAAUUUGAAGAAAGAGGGGAGGGGAAAAUGUGUGCGCAGAUGCACUUUAAUUUUAGUUAGACUAAUUUAACUUUGUCGUGUGACUCUGUUUGUGGAAGCGAGCAAGGAUAAUCCAUAAGGUGCUUUAGUUUAUGGGUAAGAAUUUUAGUGCGAAAGAGAGAGAGUGAGAGAUUUGUAGAAAGUUUAUUUGUUCUUUUGAUUUCUUUAGGUUACAAGUGAGGUACUAGAAUGGGAAGCUAGCUCUAUAUAUCGAAACCAUAGACGAAAUGAGUAGAAACUGCGUAAAAAGCUAUAUUAGCGUUUGGAGUUUUUACUUUUGAGUGGAUUGGAGCUUAGACAAAGGAUUAUUAAGGAAAGAUUUAGUUUAACUAGCAAAAAGGGAAAUCGAAAGCAAAACUCCAAAGGAGUUGCGAGGUUUAAAGAUUCGCGAAUAAGGUUAGAAUUAGUCCGACUUGAGCGUAGCGGGUUCAUUUUCACCCCGUGCACAGCAUCACAACGCCUCAUUUUUCAUGUUCAUCUGUCAUGGAAAACACACUCACACAUACACACACGCGCGUUAGCACGUGAGUUUGUGCAGUUUGAAGUAGUAGUAGAAUGCUAGCAGCCACAAAAGCGGGGAAAAGUUUAGUAAAGUCAUGUUUUUUCGCGGUGGAAAAAUCUUUUCUUUUUCGUUUGAAAUCAAAAUUUUCUCAUCAAAAUUAACUCUUUAAAAUUUAAAGAAGAAAAAAAAACCAAGCGUCGCAAGGGAAGGAACCGGAGAGGAGCUUUUUCUCUCGUAAUGUAAACUGUAUAAAGCAUGUUUGAAGAUGAAGAUAAUCUAUUAUCGCCAAUAAGGAAUGACCAGUAGAUCACUGCCAAUAAACACUGGAUCAGGGCCCGCCCGGCGUUGAUCCGCGUGCACUCGAGAAUGCGAAAUCGAACCGUGUCGGGGGAGGAAAGGUGAGAGAACGAGCUUACACCGAACUGUACAGAGCGAGCAAGGGAGAGAUGGAGCGCGAGUAGCAACUGUUGUAAAAAGAGAAUUAUUAACCCAAUUUAUUAAUUAUAUAUAUUUCAAACAAAAGAAACAAUUGGAAGUAACCUUUAAACGAUAUUCGCUAUUAAGAAAAAUUUGUAACAAACACCCAAAAAAAAAACUAUUUAAAUGAGAAUCAAGAUUGAACUACACGGCUAAAACAAACAAAAGUGAAAUAAGUAAAAAAGUUGAAAGAAGGAAGAAAACAUGUCUUUCAGUGAGCGAAGGAGAGUGCGUUAAGGGGAAAACACUGCAGGAUUUUUUGCACACAUUCACACACUGUCAGUCACAAUCAAUCAAUCACCAAAUCACGACGCGCAGCAACAUUUCAUCGUAAUUCGGCAUCCAAUUUGGGCAGAACGGGGGGUGUGUUUGCUGUUUGUGUAAAUAUAUGGAAGGAAAAAACACAACACACAAAAUGUUUCGUCACGAAAUUAAAGUAAACAAUUCAGAAAACUUACCUCAGAGACAGUAAAGAAGGAAAGAGAAAAAAAAUGUAAACGUUUGUGUAAAUAUACAGUAGAUUACAAAGAGAAAAAAAACACAGAAAAAAAAUCAGACAAAAUUAAACAAAUAUUAAUAUUAUUGGAUUAACCGAGCGCGCACGGUUCUUGAAACCGGUGCGCAGCAGUUACAAGUUAUCUUAUUUAAAUUGAACAUAUUAUUUAUAUCGAUUGUCUCAGAUAAGAGGCGCGUGAAACGAAUGAAAAAAACUCCAAGAAUUAAAAUACGAAAAAAGAUGUCGACACUUUGUGAAAAUUGCGUAAUUUUGAUACACGAGUGAACGAGAGUUACAAAACAAGCCUCAUCUCAUUUUACAAGUUGUGGAAAGUAACAAAAAAAAAAAUUAAAAA